Sceloporus undulatus (fence lizard) is the source of this 7733-nucleotide messenger RNA. It is a transcript of the gene DAAM1, whose product is annotated as dishevelled associated activator of morphogenesis 1. The record is from RefSeq and is a predicted model, not a curated record. Gene Ontology annotation, biological process: actin cytoskeleton organization. Lineage: Eukaryota; Metazoa; Chordata; Lepidosauria; Squamata; Phrynosomatidae. Gene Ontology annotation, cellular component: stress fiber. Gene Ontology annotation, molecular function: small GTPase binding; actin binding.
UUUUCACCCUUUUUGUCUCCUUUAAGAAUUUAGUGCCUAGAACGGAAAACCAUAAGGGCUUCAACCAUGGCCCCAAGAAAAAGGAGCGGGCGAGGGAUUUCAUUCAUCUUCUGCUGCUUCCGAAGUAAUGACCACCCUGAGAUUACCUACCGGCUGCGGAAUGACAGCAACUUUGCCCUCCAAACCAUGGAGCCUGCAUUCCCAAUGCCUCCAGUGGAAGAACUGGAUGUUAUGUUCAGUGAGCUGGUGGAUGAGCUUGAUCUUACAGAUAAGCAUAGAGAAGCCAUGUUUGCGCUUCCAGCAGAAAAGAAGUGGCAGAUCUACUGCAGCAAGAAGAAGGACCAAGAAGAAAAUAAAGGAGCCACAAGCUGGCCAGAGUUCUACAUUGAUCAGCUUAACUCCAUGGCUGCUAGGAAAUCACUGAUCGCGUUGGAAAAAGAAGAUGAAGAGGAGAGAAACAAAACCAUUGAGAGCCUGAAGACAGCACUGAGGACCAAACCUAUGAGAUUUGUAACCAGAUUCAUUGACCUGGAUGGCUUGACUUGCAUUUUGAACUUCCUGAAGAGCAUGGACUAUGAGACCUCAGAGUCUCGGAUACAUACCUCUCUCAUUGGAUGCAUCAAAGCACUGAUGAACAACUCUCUGGGAAGAGCUCAUGUCCUCGCCCACACAGAGAGCAUUAAUGUAAUUGCUCAGAGUCUGAGCACAGAAAACAUUAAGACAAAAGUGGCAGUGCUGGAAAUCAUGGGCGCUGUGUGCCUGGUUCCCGGGGGCCACAAAAAGGUACUGGAGGCCAUGGUGCAUUACCAAAAAUAUGCCAGUGAAAGGACUCGAUUUCAGACAUUAAUAAAUGACCUGGAUAGAAGUACAGGUCGAUACCGGGAUGAAGUGAGCCUCAAGACAGCCAUCAUGUCCUUUAUCAAUGCAGUUUUAAGCCAAGGAGCUGGCGUGGAAAGUCUGGACUUCAGACUCCAUCUUAGAUACGAAUUCCUCAUGCUUGGAAUUCAACCUGUAAUUGACAAACUAAGAGAGCAUGAAAAUUCCACGUUAGAUAGGCACUUAGACUUUUUUGAAAUGCUCAGAAAUGAAGAUGAAUUGGAGUUUGCCAAAAGAUUUGAAUUGGUCCAUAUAGAUACGAAAAGUGCAACCCAGAUGUUCGAGCUCACAAGAAAAAGGCUGACUCAUUCAGAAGCCUACCCGCACUUUAUGUCUAUCCUUCACCACUGUCUCCAAAUGCCUUAUAAGAGAAAUGGCAACACAGUUCAGUACUGGUUACUGCUGGACCGUAUAAUACAACAAAUAGUUAUUCAGAAUGACAAAGGGCAGGAUCCAGACUCCACACCAUUGGAAAACUUUAACAUUAAAAAUGUUGUCCGAAUGUUGGUUAAUGAAAAUGAAGUGAAACAAUGGAAAGAACAAGCAGAAAAAAUGAGGAAAGAACACCAUGAGCUCCAACAGAAGUUGGAGAAGAAGGAGCGGGAGUGCGACGCCAAGGCCCAGGAGAAAGAGGAGAUGAUGCAGACCUUGAAUAAGAUGAAGGAGAAACUUGAAAAAGAACUCUCGGAGCAUAAACAAGCCAAACAGCAAGUGGUAGACCUCACAGCACAGAUCCAUGAACUUAGCAGGAGAGCAAUAUGUGCUCCGGUCCCUGGGGGGCCCCCUGCACCUGGUGCUCCUGGGGGCCCUUUACCUGCAUCCUCUCUGGGAUCUUCCUCCCAGUUCCACCCCACCCCACCUCCUGGUGGAACCCCACCUCCGCCCCCACCACCGCCUCCUGGUGGUCCUCCUCCACCGGGACCCCCUCCACUUGGGUUACCUCCAGCCCCAGGAGCCCCACUGAUCACACUCAAGAGAAAGAAUAUUCCACAGCCCACGAAUGCUCUGAAGUCCUUCAAUUGGUCCAAGCUCCCAGAGAACAAGGUGGAAGGUACUGUGUGGACUGGUAUUGAUGAUGCCCGUGUGUUUAAGGUGUUAGACCUUGAAGACCGAAGAACGUUCUCUGCUUACCAAAGACAGCAGGACUUCUUUGUGAACAAUAACUCCAGGCAGAAAGAAGACUCCCUUGAUGACACGCUGAGUGCCAGGCAUAAAGUCAAGGAGCUUUCAGUCAUAGAUGGCCGGAGAGCUCAGAACUGCAACAUUCUUCUCUCAAGGCUGAAAUUAUCAAAUGAUGAAAUCAAACGUGCAAUUUUAACAAUGGAUGAACAAGAGGACCUACCGAAAGACAUGCUUGAACAGCUUUUGAAAUUUGUUCCUGAAAAAGCAGACAUUGACCUCCUGGAGGAACACAAGCAUGAACUGGAUAGGAUGGCCAAGGCUGACAGGUUCCUCUUUGAAAUGAGCAGGAUAAACCAUUACCAGCAGAGACUGCAGUCUUUGUAUUUUAAGAAGAAGUUUGCUGAGAGAGUUGCUGAAGUUAAACCCAAAGUGGAUGCCAUCCGUGCUGCUUCCACGGAAGCGUUCCAGAGCAAAAGCCUGAAACAGUUACUGGAGGUGGUUUUGGCUUUUGGCAACUACAUGAAUAAGGGCCAGAGAGGGAAUGCCUAUGGGUUCAAAAUCUCUAGCCUGAACAAGAUUGCAGACACCAAAUCCAGCAUUGACAAGAACAUUACCUUGUUGCACUAUCUCAUCACCAUCGUAGAAAAGAAAUACCCCAAAGUUCUCAACCUGCAUGAAGAGCUGAAAGAUGUUCCUGAGGCUGCCAAAGUAAACAUGACAGAGCUGGAAAAGGAAAUUGGCACCUUGAGGAGUGGGCUGAGGGCUGUGGAGACGGAGCUGGAAUACCAGAAAACUCAGCCUUCCCACCCAGGAGACAAGUUUGUGUCUGUCGUCAGCCAGUUCAUUACCGUGGCCAGCUUCAGUUUUUCUGAUGUAGAGGAUCUUUUGGUAGAAGCCAAAGAACUGUUCACCAAGGCGGUGAAGCAUUUUGGGGAAGAACCGGGUAAGACACAGCCAGAUGAGUUCUUUGGGAUCUUUGACCAAUUCCUUCAAGCUGUGAAUGAAGCCAAACAAGAGAACGAAAACAUGCGAAAAAGAAAAGAGGAAGAGGAGAGGCGGGCACGCAUGGAAGCACAGCUCAAGGAGCAGCGAGAGAGGGAGCGCAAGGCCCGAAAAGCGAAAGAAAACAGCGAGGAAGGUGGAGAGUUUGAUGACCUUGUCUCAGCUCUGCGAUCCGGCGAAGUCUUUGACAAAGACCUUUCCAAACUGAAGCGCAACCGCAAACGCGUCACCAACCAGCUAGCUGAUGGCAGCCGCGAGCGGCCUGUCACAAAACUCAACUUCUGAACUACCUUGGUUUUUUUAAGUGUGUUUAAAAAAGAAAACUGAUCAGUAUCCUGCUGGAAAAGCCCAGGGUUUUUGGCCUUCUGCCUUGUCAAAUAGUGGCGCUCUCCCUCUUUUAUGGCAAAUGUGUAUGUGUGUCUUAAUGUGUGUGAAUGUGUGUGUGUGCACCGACAUGCUGUAUUAUACAGAUUUGGUUGAAUGGGUGUGGAGAUGGGAAGUGUGAAGUCUGGCCUGCAUGCGUGUUCCCGUUUCUAUCAAUUUUGGUAGCUUUCCAAACAAACAAAAAAGAGAACCUUCUUGGCUGUCAAAGCACAACUGUUGACGAGGGAGGCAGAUGAAGAAAGAGGCAGGAAAGAGGCAGAACCAUGCCCAGCAGAAGUCAGAUGUUGAACAAGACUACUUACUUAUGCUUGUUAUGAGGUCCUUUUGUAUUUUGACAAAAAGAUUUGGAAAAGCAAGAGUCGAAAGGGGGCGGGUGGGAAACACAACAGGUGUCUGCUGUGCUACAUUGCACAAGAGCAUCUUGACUUGGAUGGAUGAUCUUUUGGGUGUGUUAGCUCUGUUGGGGACCAUGGAUGUUGGAAAAGUCCGUUAGAAACCGCAUUUGUCCAGUCUAAACUGUUGCUGGGGCAAUUUUAACUAUUUUUUUUUUUAUUUUGUUCUGUUUUCAUUUCUAUUACUAUUUGAAACUUGAACAUCUCUCAUGAUUAGUGUGUGGUGGUCUCCAUUUGUAUCUCUGUAGAAAAAAAUCCUCCCAUUUUGGCAAUUCCUCCUCUGUUUCAAAAUGGGAAAAUGUGUCUCUCCCAGCAUCUUCAAACUCUUGGAGGAACCUUUAAUUGCUGUCAGAAGGCCUACAUAGAGUUUGUACAUUUUCUUAGCUGAGGGCAAGGGGGAAUUGGGGUUGGGGUGGGACUCUCUUUCUCUUCUUUCUUUUUUAAUGGAACAAAAAACUUGGGUCUUUCAUUUCCCAUUCCUUGUCCAACAAGACAAACUGUAUUCUCUGUAAAUAUAGGCCAGAAUUGACUCAAGAUUGGGCCAGUUCUGUAUUGCAACACUUGUCUGAUUUUGAGAGUUGGGGAGCAGGGACACAUCUGCAAGCAUUGGAUAAAUCUCAGAGGCCUUCAGAAACAAAAUUUGAGAAGCCUUCAUAAAGUGAAAUUUAGAGGCCUUCAGCACGUCCCAUACCCAAAUAGUUGGGUAUGCCCUUCUUCCUCCAUCCGUAUCAGACCAAUUGUGUCUCAGGCCUUCUUCCUCUGUUUACAGUUCAGACCUUAGGAGGACAAAUUUUGUCCAUGUCCAUGGGUGAAGUUUACCUCCUGGUGACUCCAUGAACCACAACACCCAGAAAUUGAUGCCCCAUGGAAUUACUCCACUUGGAUGCUUUCACUUCAUCCAUCUAAACAUGCGCAAAACUCAUUCCCAGGGUUAGAGCCCUUUAUUUCAAAAGAUGUUGUUGGAGAGGGACUUCUAUAAAAUGUUUUACGAGGGGCCUGGUGUCCAGGAAGAGGGAUUUAGGGACCUAAUUUAUAGUACAAAGUAGCAAGGUAAAGAGCCAAGGGGAGGGUGAGUUGUUCUCAAAAAACAUGUUGCUGUUCAUAUUUGUCUUGCAGAUUUGUAAUCAGAACUACCUGUCAAGAUGUUGAUCCAAAAUCUACUAAACCCAGAUUGCUCAGGGAGUAAUUAAUAAUUUAAAGAGAAAAAAAAAUAGUAAUACAAAAAAAAUUGGAAAAGUGUUUUAAAAAUGCCAAUUUUAUAGCAUGGCUUAAUGUUCUUAAAUUAUGGAGAAUAUAGGGGACUGUUACUUUUUGUUUUGUUCCGCUUUUAUUUAUUUGUGGGUUUUCUCUUAAGCGGCUUUUAUACCAUCAUCAUUAUAUUGUAAUCUGAAAAUGAAUGGGGGUUUACUUUUAUUUUUCUUUCCUGUGGAGAUUUUGAGUUUUUUCCCUCUUGCACUAGAUAGUUGAUGUUGUUUGCAAAAAUGUGCUUUUGUUUUGUUUUGUUUUGUUCUUGUGGGGGGGGGUGUUGUAAAGGAUAUUAACUGGAGAGGGAAUGGAAUGGAAUGGCAUUUCGUUUUUUCUCCAUUUGUAUUGUACAGCAAAUGUGUGGUUUUAUAUAAAACAAGUUUGUACAAAAUGCAGGGAUCCCCUUAUCCCAAUGCAAUGUAAAAGCUGUGAAAAAAAUCACACUACAGAGAGCUAUGCGAGUGUAUGUCUGUAUAGGUGUGUGUGCCUUUUCUUUCUUUAGUCCACAAUUUUGUUGGUCUUCAGUACAAUUUCUCUGAUGUGCGGCAUGCGCAGGUCGCUCUCCAAAUAACUGGUAAAAGCAGCAAGAAUGCAAAAUUCUGCAGCGUGCAGAGACUCAAAUACAGCACUUUGUCUCAAAAGAAAGCAACCGAGUUGAUCAUAACUGUUACUUACUUAAACUAAAGUGCCUCUCUUUUCUAUAUAUAUAUAUAUAUUAUUUAUAGCUGGAAGAAAUUGGGUUGGGUACAAUUUUAGGGCUUAAUGUUUAAAAAGAGUUCAGGCUGAUCAAAGGGUUGCAUUUAAAAAUGAUUGAGAUUUUAAACACAACAAAAAAGCAAAUCCAGCAAUAUCCUGGUUUGGUAAAGAAAAGAAAAGGGACUUUUCACAUAAUAUUCGGUCCAGAGGUUGGGAAAAUAUUUUUUUUCUUCACUGUAAUUCUCAGAAUCUCCUUGCCCAGAAGAGUGGAGAGAUUUGGGGAGGUAUGGUCCAAAUGAUAAUAAUAAUAAUAAUUUUCUGUGCCCUGAUUCAGUCUGGAUAAGGGAGCUGACAGACUUAGGGCUGACAUUCAAAAAUUCAGCACCUUCCUGUGGCCAUGCAUGACCUGUAGGCGGAAUCUUCCAUUGCGGAGAUUAAGGCUACUGAUCCAGUUUUUUGGCUCUCCAAAUAUUGCUAGAUGGUGGUAGGGGACUUCCAGACAUACACAAAAUACUAGGUAACCUUUUUCCAUCAUUGCCGCAGACAGAUUUUUUUUUUACCUGUUGCCCACAAAAAGAUGGCAAGAGACCACCCUGCGUUUAAUGUUGUAUUAGAAAUAAGCACUAACCCAAGCAAUCCCUGCUAGGAGCGGUGUUAAUUUUGGUUUGACUAAGCCAGGGACGAUGUUACGGGAUUGCAAUUCUCCUCAUUGCUAGCUGUGUUUGGUAGGAAUGAUAGCAGUUCCAGUGCAACAACAUCUGGAGGGCUACAUGUUUCCCACCUUGGCCCUAGAUCAAAUGCGUACACAGCAAAGCAGUCCUCAGUCACACAACCAGUUUUAACCAUCCUAUUGGGAGCGAGGCAAAGUCAUUCAAGAUGCGUCCAUACGAAGGAGCAUCCCAGGGGACUGUUGCUUCAUGAGCAUCUCCGAUCCUGUUGAUAUAAAUGUCAAAACCGAUUGAAAUAUGAGACCUAAAAGAGAUUAUGUAGAUCAUCUGUAGCCCAUUUGCAAUGCCUGUGGUUGAUCUAUUUAGGAUCGUGUACAAGUUAACACAAAGUUCCUUUCUUGCCUCACAGUGGAUCUGGGUUCAAGCCGCAAAGUGCAUCACAGUGAUCCAGUGUGAGACCUCAGCCAAAACCUCUACUGGCAUUUAGUGCACUUAGAAUCAACCUGGGUCAGCUUGAUCUUGACUAGGGCUGCAUCCGCACUGCAGAGAUAAUAACCCAGUUUGACACCACUUUUAACUGCCAUGGCUAUGAAAAUCUAGGAAUUAUUGUUUAUUGUGGAUUCAGAGCUCUCUGACAGAGGGCUAAAUGUCUCACGAAAUUACAGUUCUCAGAACUCCUCAGCAUUGAGCCAUAGCAGUUAAAAUGGUGUCAAACUAUUAUUUUCUGCAGUGCGGACAGGCUCUGAAUCGUGUUUGUGCUGUACAAAACCUUAGAAGUGUUCAAAGGUGAGUUUGGGUUUGUUUUGCAGAGUGGAUCACUGGAUCUCCUUGGAGUCCCAGACAUUCAGUGCUGCUGAAACAGAUUACAAACUGAGGGAAGCCGGACAUUGGUGAAAACCGUUCCUUGUGCUUCCAGAUCACAUACGUUUCACAACAAGCCUUGCCAUUCCUUUUAGAUCUGUUUCUUUUUUUCUAAAUCAGGAGUCUGUGUGCAGAUAAGUUUUAUUCCAUGUGCCAUUUGUUUAGACCGGUGCUGGUGGAAGUAGCCACUCUCCUUUUCCGUUUUCUUUUUUAAUUUUGUUUCCUCUCUGUGUCUCUCCUAGGUGUGUAAUUUAAAAAAAAAGAUGAUUUUUUUUAAUUCAUGCCAAAAAGAAAAGGAAAAAAAGACAAAAAAAGGUGAUAGUUUGUAAAUUGAAGUAUCCUAAUGUAGCUUAGUGGUAGCAAACUGUGUAGUGGUGCCUAGGUGCAAGGAAUGUUUUUUUUAGGUAGCAGGAAAUGCUAUAUAUGUUAUGAGACUGUACAUUUUUUUAAAAAGACGGUAAUAUGCAAUAAAGAGUGUACAUAAUGA